Messenger RNA from Malus domestica (apple), 612 nucleotides. RefSeq lists its product as uncharacterized. The record is from RefSeq and is a predicted model, not a curated record. Lineage: Eukaryota; Viridiplantae; Streptophyta; Magnoliopsida; Rosales; Rosaceae.
AUGACAUUGAUUGUAUCCAUUUAUGUGAAUGACAUUGUUUACACAGGAAGCAAAGCUAAGAUGUUACAAGAGUUUAACGAAGACAUGAUGAUGAAGUAUGAGAUGAUAGACUUGGGUCUUCUACACCAUUUUCUAGGAAUGGGGGUCAUUCAAACUAACACAUGCAUUUUCAUUCAUCAGAAGAAGUAUGCCUCUUCUUUGUUGAAUAAGUUUGGCUUAAAUGAGUCCAAAUCAGUGACUACACCUCUUGUUGCAACUGAAAAAUUGAGUAAGGAUGAUGGAAGUGGAUUUGCAAAUGAAGAGCAAUAUAGAAGUGUUGUGGGAAGCUUGUUGUAUCUCACUGCUACUAGACCUGAUAUCAUUUAUGCAUCUAGUUUACUUGCUAGAUUCGUGCAUCCCACCAACAAUCAUUAUGGAAUUGCUAAGAGAGUACUUAGAUACAUAAAGGGAACACUGGAUUAUGGUUUGAAGUAUGUGAAAGGAAAUAAUGCAGUCUUAAUUGGAUUUUAUGACAGUGAUCGAUGGGGGGAUAAAUUGAAGACAGUAAUAGUACCUCAUGCUAUGCCUUUUCUUUUGGAAAUGGGGUGUUCUCAUGGGCAUCAAAAGCUAUAG